AAUAAUCCCAACUUUGAAUGUUGCGCUUUCCGAUGCUUACCUAUUCGUCCGAAUUGCAUUGUGGGCCCUUGACGGUGUCGAUGGUGGACCGUCUACUGCUAUAGAAGGAUGUUCCGGCGGGCCACCCUAUUAGUUCCCUACAAUGGGCAGCAGCAGGUGCGGGGGAUGGCCACCCUUAAGGCCAUUGCCCUUCGCCUCAAGUCUGUCAAGAACAUCCAGAAAAUUACACAAUCCAUGAAGAUGGUGUCAGCUGCCAAAUUUGCCAGGGCUGAAAGGGAACUAAAGCCAGCAAGACCAUAUGGUGCUGGAGCCACUGCUUUCUAUGACAAGGCUGAGGUGAAAGGUGAAGAAGAUAAACCCACAGAAUUGAUUGUUGCUUGUAGCAGUGAUCGUGGUUUGUGUGGUGGUAUUCAUUCCAGCAUCUGCAAGCACAUAAAAGCUCAGCUUGCUGAUGAUGCUUCAAAAGCUGCCAUUCUUUGUAUUGGAGACAAAUCCCGUGCACAGCUGUCUCGUGCUAAAACAACUGGAGGUACUCUUGCCAAAAACAUCAUUGCCCAAGUGGGAGAGGUAGGAAGAAAACCAGCAACCUUUGAAGAUGCUGCCAAAAUAGCUACUUUUAUUUUAAACAGUGGGUAUGAUUUUGGUUCAGGAAGAAUUAUCUACAACAAGUUUAGGACUGUUGUGUCAUAUGACCUGAUGGAGUUGCCAUUCUAUCCAGUUGCUGCUAUUUCUGCCGGUGAGAAAAUUUCUCUGUAUGACUCCCUAGAUGCUGAUGUUAUUCAGUCCUACAUGGAGUAUUCCUUGGCUUCCUUGAUUUUCUACGCUAUGAAAGAGGGAGCAUGUGCUGAGCAGUCUUCAAGAAUGACUGCUAUGGACAAUGCUAGCAAGAAUGCUGGUGAGAUGAUUGACAAGCUAACUCUGACAUACAACCGUACUCGACAGGCUGUCAUUACUGGAGAGUUGAUUGAAAUUAUCUCUGGUGCUGCUGCUGUGUAAACUUUAGUAUGUCAGUGGUUGUAAAUGUAUAUUUCAUUCAAUGCAAAAAAAAUAUAAUUGGAAUUAUAGUUAUAUUAAUAUUUUCGUUGACAUUUCGAGAAACUACGCUGGAAUCUUUAUCCCUCAUUUAGAAAUGCCUGUUUAGAGUAAUGACAAACCUUACAUAUUGCUGAUGCCUCUUUUUAAGAUGAUUUUUUUUGCCUUAAUGUGUAAAGAGAGAAACUUGGUGAGGUGCAAGACAUAUUAGAAGUGGAGGAGUAGUCGAAUUUGACUUAAUCCAAAUGCCCCUCUGAUAUGUUUUUAAUCCUUGGCUAGAUUGUUGCUUUACUUUAUUUCUGUGUUAUAGCAAGAUUAAAAAAGUGAUGUAUGUGCUGAGUAUAUCUGGAGCAAUAAUCUCAGCCCAUAAAUAUAUGCUCGGAUGAGGCAUAGCAAAAGCUUUGCUUCUUCAGCAUUAAACUCUAGGCUUACUUAGUACAUAUAUCACUGUGUCGCAGUAGAAGUACCUCCUAUGUUUAUGUUGUCUGUGUGAAACAGGUGACUUGAAUAGAUGAUUUUGGUCUAAUAAAAUUGAGAAAUUUA
Messenger RNA from Macrobrachium nipponense, 1575 nucleotides. RefSeq names its product ATP synthase subunit gamma, mitochondrial-like (gene ATPsyngamma). The coding region runs from base 109 to 996 and encodes 295 amino acids. NCBI's taxonomy places the organism in Eukaryota, Metazoa, Arthropoda, Malacostraca, Decapoda, Palaemonidae. Gene Ontology annotation, biological process: proton motive force-driven ATP synthesis. Gene Ontology annotation, molecular function: proton-transporting ATP synthase activity, rotational mechanism. The record is from RefSeq and is a predicted model, not a curated record. The transcript has 7 exons.